Mauremys mutica (yellowpond turtle) is the source of this 3240-nucleotide messenger RNA. It is a transcript of the gene COCH, whose product is annotated as cochlin. Bases 70 to 1710 code for a protein of 546 amino acids. NCBI's taxonomy places the organism in Eukaryota, Metazoa, Chordata, Testudines, Geoemydidae. The transcript is spliced from 12 exons. The record is from RefSeq and is a predicted model, not a curated record.
GCCGGCGCCCCGCGCAUCUGCUUGCUGCUGCCCUCAGGCAAUUUACCAGUGCCCGCCUGCGCGGCCGCCAUGUCUCCCGUGCUGAUGCUGCUAGGUGGCUUCCUGCUGGCCAGCCCGGGGCGGGCAAGCGACGGCUCGGCCCCCACUACCAUCACAUGCCUUACAAGGGGAGUUGACCUCAGAAAGGAGAGAGCAGAUGUCCUCUGUCCAGCAGACUGCCCGCUAUGGCAGUUCUAUGUCUUUGGGAAUGUAGUUUAUGCCUCCCUUUCCAGCAUCUGUGGCGCUGCCAUUCACAGAGGGGUGAUCACCAGUGCGGGAGGAACUGUACGGGUACAGACCCUGCCAGGACAAGAGAACUACUCUGCCGUCUAUGCUAAUGGGAUUCAGUCUCAGGUGCUCACUAGAUGGGCUUCAUCUUUCUCAGUGGCUGGGACCAAGAGUGGAGCACUUGAAGCAGCUGGACGACCGCUAUCAACAGCACGCCCCUCCACAGGUAAACGACUUAAAAAACUUCUUGAGAAAAAGGUUGGGAACAAAGACUGUAAAGCGGAUAUUGCUUUUCUGAUUGAUGGAAGCUACAAUAUUGGGCAGCGUAGAUUUAAUUUGCAGAAGAACUUUGUUGGGAAAAUAGCUGUGAUGCUGAGAAUUGGAACUGAAGGACCACAUGUGGGAGUUGUACAAGCCAGUGAGCAUCCAAAAACUGAAUUUUAUCUGAAAAACUUUACUGCAGCAAAAGAUGUUUUGUUUGCCAUAAAGGAAAUUGGCUUCAGAGGCGGCAACUCCAAUACGGGAAAAGCCUUGAAACACACAGCUCAGAGAUUCUUCUCUCUGGAAAAUGGAGUACGCAGAGGGAUUCCUAAGAUCAUCGUAGUUUUCAUAGAUGGCUGGCCCUCAGAUGAUAUAGAAGAAGCUGGAAUAGUAGCCAGAGAAUUUGGCAUUAAUGUAUUCAUUGUGUCUGUAGCAAGACCUACAACUGAGGAACAGGGAAUGGUUCAAGAUGUUGGUUUUGUUGACAAGGCUGUCUGUCAAAACAAUGGCUUCUUCUCUUACCAUAUACCCACCUGGUUUGGUACUACCAAAUAUGUAAAACCUCUUGUCCAAAAACUGUGUUCUCAUGAGCAGAUGCUGUGUAGCAAAACUUGCUACAACUCUGUCAAUAUAGCUUUUCUGAUAGAUGGCUCUAGCAGUGUUGGAGACAGCAACUUCCGCCUCGUGCUUGAAUUCAUCAGUAAUGUUGCCAAAGCCUUUGAGAUCUCCGAUAUUGGUUCCAAAAUUGCAGCUGUGCAGUUCACCUAUGAUCAGCGCAUAGAGUUCAGCUUCACCGACUAUACCACAAAGGAGAAGGUUCUCUCUGCUGUGCGGGGCAUUCGUUACAUGAGUGGUGGUACUGCUACUGGUGAUGCCAUUUCUUUCACAACCAGAAACGUGUUUGGACCUGUGAGAGAUGGACCCAACAAAAGUUUCCUUGUUGUUUUGACUGAUGGUCAGUCUUACGAUGAUGUUAGAGGUCCUGCUGCUGCGGCACACAAAGCAGGUAUUACAGUCUUCUCUAUUGGUGUUGCCUGGGCACCACUGGAUGAUCUGAAAGACAUGGCCUCUGAACCGAGAGAGUCACAUAAUUUCUUCACAAGAGAGUUCACAGGAUUGGAGCAGAUUGUUCCUGAUGUUAUUAGAGGCAUUUGUAGAGAUUUCUUGAACUCUAAACAGUAAAGGAAAGGCUGUGGUCACUUUGUUGAAACUAAAUCAAGAAAGCUGAGAAGGUCUCUCUACAGUGCAAAUAUCCCAGUCUUUUAAUACACAGUCAGUCUUGGGAUAAAAUACAAAGAAUCGCACUCUGCUUUCUAAACUCAAAUAAAAGCUUCCAGUGACAUCAUUGCAAGUUUUGCUUGAUUAGGGACUGCAGGAUUUUGCCAAAAGCUAUUUUAAAUGUGUAUUAACAUCCCUCAAGUUAUAUUUAAAGUUAAGCAUACGUUACACUUAAGGUACCAGAUAUCAGCUGUAUGUAUACAGAGAAACUACAAGGUAACUUAGCUCUGCCAUUUGUGGGAUGUCUUUUGCUGAAUGUCACCUUACAAAUGAAAAUUAAUAGACUUUUAGAUAUCUAAACACCUUGUAUUCAAAAUAUACAGUUUAAGUUCUAAAUCCUCAAAAGGUAUUUAGACUCCUAAUUCCCAUCAGUUUCGGUGGGAGAUAGAUGCCUAAAUAGCUUUGACCAUCUGGGCCUUGGGCUUAACUGUCUUCCUACUCCUAUUAAAGUCAAUGGCAAAAUUCCCAGUAAAUUCAAUGGGUCUGAUUUUCUCCACUGCCUUGCACACUGGGUAGUCAUUUACAUGUGGGAGUAAAAUGCUACCAUACUUAUUCAGUAGUGUUUUACAUUGACUUUUUACAAGUGUAAAUGACUAGACAAAGUUCCAGGCAGGGCCAUAGAGACUAGAUUAGAGCCUUCAGUUGGAAUUGAGAGCAUACAGACUGACAUCCAAAAUGAGCUCAGAUCACCAAUCUGAACUUGUCUAUAGUGAGUUACUCAACCAGGUGGAGGGGAGGUAAAAAGAAAAGAAAAGAAAGAAAGAGAUAGAUGAUACCAUAGCCAGCAGGUGAUUACUUUUGGAACAUUUCUUUAUGAAGCCACUUAAAACAGAUUUAAACCCUCAUAUUGUUUUUAAAAUAUGAAAAAUAGCUUUUGAAAAAUCUCUCUUCCAUUUGAUUUUUGUCCAUAUUUGCACCCAUAUAUGUAUGUGGUUAAAAUUACAUAAUAAUUCAUUGUAAGGCAUUUAUCAGGCAUCUGAAGUGGACAUUUUGACCCAAAUACUUUUUGAUAACCUGUUUUAUAGGUAGUAAGCUUUUGUUACCAAACCACAGCACUUUCCUGUUCAGCUAUCGGUCUGGGGUUUUUCAUUUUUCUCAUUUUGUGCUGUUGGUUGUUUAUCAGGCUUUUUGUAGUGUAUAUUUUUAAUAACUUAUGACUGGCUAUAUAUUACAGUAAACAUGAAUGGCAAGGAUGCCUUGUAUUUUUCUAUUAAUUGUUAUUCUUAAUUUUGUAUAUGUUUAUAGAUAUACAGUAUUCAGGUAUUCCUGUAUGAAUCAUCCAGAUAUUCAAAAUAAAAUAUCAACUCUGUGCAGCCUAUAAACAUUUUAGUUUUCUCUUUUGAUAUGAAAAUACACAUACUGCAAAUAAACUUUUAGACUGAGAUUGCAGCUAGCUAUUUUAAUAUUCAGUAAUGCAAAAACCAUUCUAUGUUG